AGUUUGAUCCUUCAGAAAGCGUAUGCUUUUUAAAAAAAGUUAAUGUAUUGAGAUAAACGUAUUUAAAAAAUUAAUCACUGAAACUGUUUCACGAGAACAUCUUAGCUACAGGUUAUUUGAGCAAAUCACUCAUUAGAGCAAAGUUACGAUCUCAAAUUCAUCCACAGCCUGCCAUUUACUGAUGACUCUCUGGUGUUUGGGAAGGUGAGAGGAUGUCAGUGGGUGAAGUCCAGGUAAUCCAGGCAUGGCUGCGCUCUGAAUGGCACAUCCAGGUUCCUCCUGCCUGGCUGGAUGCGUGUGUAAACUGGAUAAAGGAGGAAGUGGACAGGGCAUCCAUACCCCAAUCGCAGCUUAAUCAGCGUGUCCUGGAGCAAUGGCUUCUGACUGACCUUCGAGAUCUAGCCCACCCAGUUCUCCCUGAAAGGAUUUCUGAAGCCCAGAAAACAGUACUGAGCAAUCGUUGCUGCGUUCAGAUGGACUCACUACUAGACGUUAGUCAGCCUGCGUACAAUCAGCUGCAGCGCAUUCGAGGCACCGACUGCUCCAAUGAUCAAGUCUCGGCAGUUACGCAAGAAACCCAGAGGCCUUGGGAGGCCAAACCAACACGCAUGCUGAUGUUGCAGCUCACAGAUGGAGUGCAGAAUCUGGAGGGCAUGGAGUACCGACCCAUCCCAGCCCUCAAUGCCAACCUUCCACCAGGCACUAAGCUACAGCUAGUCGGCCCAAUUGCAGUCCGUCUUGGGGUGUUGCUUUUAAAGGCAGAAAACAUUAAGGUUUUGGGUGGAGAGGUGGAACAGCUCUUGGAGAUUCACUCUCAGAGCAGAGUGCUUUGUGGGACGCUGGGUUUACCUGAGGAGACACAUCCACAACAGGAACCGGAUGGCCUUGUAGCCAGUGUAGCUGAUAGUGGCUACAGCAGUCUGGCAUCAGAAGCUUCUCUAAGACAUCCUCAAUCUCAACCCCUCCCUCAAGUUUCCAGACAAGACGAUUGGGAUAUGGACGAGAUCCCAGAUGAUGACUUCAGAAGCAUUCCUGAUCAUUUCGAUGAUCUCCCUCAAAACAACAACCCGUUAGAAGACGUUCCUGAGGAUUUUGAUGACAUCCCAUUGGAUGAGUUGGACAACGUGAUGUGCCCGAUAGAUGUAGAAGUCUCAGCAGGUACACUGGAAGACCCUGAAAGGAACAAACAUGACUCGAGUUUACUUAACGGCUCCAAACCUGAAGAAGUGAGCUUUCCCUCAAGGAGUCGUCUUGGAAACUCCUACCAAAGCAGAACCUUAAAUGAAGUUCCUAACACAUCGCUUGCAAGCUGCUCCACAAGCACACUAGAUUCUUCGGCUUGCAAAGAAACUCCCAUGUAUCUUUGCAGCCUACAGGCUGGCUGUUGGCCACCCAAAAGUCCUCAGGUUUUCAGACUUCAAGCUUUCAUUGUCACGCUGGUGGGAAAUCUGCGCAUAAGUGGUGGAGUUUGGAAACUGGGAGCCACCAUAUCUGAUGGAAGCGGGUACUUGGAUGUGGAUCUGUCUGAUAACAUGCUGUCUGGACUCAUUGGUUUCUCUGCUGCCGAGACCAGAGUGUUGCGGAAAGACCUGGCGAGACGUUGGGAAGUGGACAGCGGGAUACAGCACUGUCAAAGAGAGCUGGUGGAUAUGUGCUGUAUGAUGAGCGUACAAGUGGAUCAGACUGGCAGAGGAGUCGUGUUGAGUGCCAGUCCAAUCUCUGACAGAGAAUGCUCCGAGAUGCAGAAAAGAGUGAAAGAGGCGAGGAGAUGAGACGUGAAUACUUUUAACUUAAUCCGACAGUGUUUGUGCUGAUUCACUUAGUGUUUACAUUGAGGUUUUAAGGGAAUAAAUGAUUCUACGAGUCUGAUGAGAACAGCUUUAAAAUGUACAUCAUUGUAUCUGAUCAGUUUCAGAACUAAAAGUAUUGUCUUUUUUUUUUUUUUGUAAAAAGAUGUUUUGUUAAAUUCUGUGUUGUGUUUAAAUUUCAUUGUCCUCUGUGGUUAACAAAUAAAUAAUGUAUACAUCUGUUUGUA
Molecule: messenger RNA, 2035 nt
Organism: Danio rerio (zebrafish)
Lineage: Eukaryota; Metazoa; Chordata; Actinopteri; Cypriniformes; Danionidae
Gene: rmi1
Product: RMI1, RecQ mediated genome instability 1, homolog (S. cerevisiae)
Cellular component (GO): nucleus
Molecular function (GO): nucleotide binding
Source: RefSeq, marked provisional